AUGGUUGCCUCUAUCAGCUCUCUAAGAAGGCCAGAUAGUCCUGUAUCUGCGCCAAUUAUUGGCCCUAAAGAAGUCGACAUGUUCGAAAUUCCCAACAUGCUCCCCAAUUACGACCAAGCUAUUGACUACUGGGAAGCACAGGAAUUCCUCCGUGAGCUCACCAGACGCGACUGGCCUGACCGCGAAGACAUGAUCCGCUUUGAGUGCAGCAUGACGCUGGAAGAGCUACGCAAUGUCGGCCGGAUGUCCAAGGAGGAAGGAACCCGUACCUGCCAGGAUUUUGUGCGUGCUCCGGUUAUCUGGGAGAAGGUUGCUGAGAGCUUGUGGGAAAGACUCAGGGAGGAGGCCGAGGCUCAUCCGGAGGAUAAGGAUCAGAAAGCAGAUGACCAACUGCUGGAUGGGAGCUCCAAGCGAAGACGCUGCUGGAGAAUGGUAUGGAAGGUUAGGAGAAGCAAGGAAGAUGACAAGCCUGCAGCAGAGAAGGAUAUCACGACAGGAUGCCCAUUCUGCCCUAACCGCUGUACCAUGUACGUCCCUCGCUAUCCUGCCAGCAUUCAUGGAGAUAAGCCUUCGUCACUAAAAGACUGGGCCUUGGCUCGGAUCAAGUGCAUCUCGGAGCGCGUUCUCCCUUACAAGGUGACUAUGGCUUCCCGAUCGUCGCAGACAUUGUAA
This is a messenger RNA of Thermochaetoides thermophila DSM 1495, 672 nucleotides long. RefSeq lists its product as uncharacterized. Bases 1 to 672 code for a protein of 223 amino acids. The record is from RefSeq and is a predicted model, not a curated record. NCBI's taxonomy places the organism in Eukaryota, Fungi, Ascomycota, Sordariomycetes, Sordariales, Chaetomiaceae. The transcript has a single exon.